AUGGCUGUCCGCGCCCAGUUCGAGAACUCCAACGAGGUUGGAGUCUUCCACACUUACAAACUCUUACGCUUUGAUGUUAUCCCUAUCUGCAGAACCACCAUUGCCGGCACAAGGAUUAUCGGUCGCCUAACAGCUGGUAACCGCAAAGGUCUCCUCGUCCCUACUAGCACAAGCGACCAGGAACUGCAACAUCUGCGCAACUCCCUCCCCGACGACGUGCGCAUACAACGUAUCGAGGAGCGUCUCUCGGCCCUGGGCAACGUCAUUGUGUGCAACGACCACACGGCCCUCAUCCACCCGGACCUGGAGCGCGAGACCGAGGAGAUCAUCGCCGACGUGCUCGGCGUCGAGGUGUUCCGCCAAACCAUUGCCGACAACGUGCUGGUCGGCAGCUACAUGUCGCUCAGCAACCAGGGCGGCCUCGUGCACCCCAAGACGUCGAUCCAGGACCAGGACGAGCUCAGCUCCCUGCUCCAGGUACCGCUCGUGGCCGGUUCCGUCAACAGAGGCUCCAACGUCAUCGGCGGCGGCAUGGUGGUCAACGACUGGAUGGCCGUCACCGGUCUUGACACCACGGCGCCCGAGCUUAGUGUUAUCGAAAGCGUCUUCAGGUUAGGAGAGGGCGCCGCCCCUGGCCAGAUCAACUCCAGCCUCAAGGAUACCAUGGUCGAGUCUUUCUACUAA
This is a messenger RNA of Sordaria macrospora k-hell, 684 nucleotides long. NCBI's taxonomy places the organism in Eukaryota, Fungi, Ascomycota, Sordariomycetes, Sordariales, Sordariaceae. The record is from RefSeq and is a predicted model, not a curated record.